UCUGUUUGAUGAUUCAUAAACAUGCGUCGGCAAGUGGAAGACUGCCUAUGAGAGAGAGAGAGACCGGCUCCCCGGACAGGAUUUUGGACUCAUCACAUGGAAGGGUUUGUUUUACCUCAGAGAAUACCCGUUUGAAAUGGCAACCUUCAAACUGAAAUUAUUUGGCUUGCUGUACUUUGUACAGGGAAUUCCUUAUGGAUUACAAUCCAAUUUAUUACCAAUUUACCUCAGAACUAUUGGACUUUCAUUUAGCAAAAUUGGUUUGAUCAAAUUGUUGUAUUUCCCAUGGCUACUUAAGAUACUCUGGGCUCCAUUUGUGGAUCAGUAUGGGACAAAGCAGAAAUGGCUGCUGUCUAGCAUGUUUGGACUCUUCUUGUGUUGUUUAAUAAUGUCGAGACUGCAUCCAAAGACUGAUUUCCCAACUAUGGCCUUCAUCUUGCUGCUGUUGAACUUCUUUACUUCAGUUCAAGAUAUUGCUGUUGAUGGCAUGGCAGUACGAUUGCUCAGUAAUGAGGAAGUUGGCUAUGGCAACACCAUCCAAGUUGUGGGUUAUAAGACAGGCUCUCUCGUUGCAGGAGCAGGAUUUUUGACAGUGAUGGACUAUAUUAGCUGGGAUAUGCUUUUCAUAACAAUCGCCGUUAUCUAUGUGGUAGCUAUAAUUUGCUCUUGUUUCACUCCUGAACCCCCAAGAACCUCUGAAUCAGAAGCUAGAUUGCCUGUGCUGAACCCCCGUGAAAUAUUGAAAGAAGUACUUCGAGUGCCUGGAACAAUUUGGACUCUAAUUUACGUCAUCAUUUACAAAUUAGGAGAACAGGGUGCUGUGAGCAUGUUUCCACUGUUUUUACUGGAACACAGUUUUUCUGCGGCAGAGCUGGGCUUCUGGAAUGGGAUAGUUGCGAUGGGAUUUUCUAUUUUUGGAUCAUGCCUUGGUGGCAUAGUAAUGCAAAAGUAUAAUGUUUUUUCACUUAUUAUGGUUCUGUUUUUGAUGCGCUUUGGAAAUCUGAGCUUCCAGACAUUACUUCUCCUUCUGUUUCAAAGUGAAUCCUUGGUAAUGAAAGGUGCAGCUGUGCUAAGUAUUAUUUUACAGCAUCUUCUCAGUGGAUUGAUAACAACAUUGACAUUUAGUAUCAUGAUGUUGUGCACCCAGAAGGCUGAGGAAAGAAUACAGGCCACCCAUUACACAUUUCUGGCAAGUUUUGAAGUCUUGGGGAAACUCGCUUUCAGCGCCAUUGUUGGUUUACUUGUGGAUAGGAUUGGUUUUCCUUUUAGUUUUUGCAUAUUUGUGCUGCUGUCAUGUUUAGCUAUUCUCCAUGUUUUGAAGCCACCAGAUUUGCUACCUGAGCAGAAAAAAGAAUAAAGUGUGAAUGAUCUGCAAUGUGAUUUAAAACUAUCUGCAUGUUGUCUCCUGAAGUAAAUUUAACUUGUGGGCUUAUAAAACUACAGGGAGAAUUCUAACCCACCUGGCACCAGUGGGAACAAAGGGGAGCUCACUUGAUAUAACUGAGCUAAAACUCCUGAUUGAUUCCCUCCACCGUUAUCUUAAUUGGUCCCUUUUUUCAGCAACUAAAAUACCCACUUGACUUGGGUAGGAGCCAUUAAUAAUUUAGGCUGUGGGGUCCUAUGAUGUCAUUAGGAUCUUUAAAGGCCUUAUUGAGAGGAAGGAUAAUGAGAUGCUCAAUUCUAAGUUUAAAAACUUUCCUUAGAGGGACCAGGAUCAGCAGGAGUCCUCUGAGCCCCAGGGCUUUUACCCAGGCUCAUACAAUUCAUACAAUUGCUCCCUCGCGAGGGAAUUAGCUUGAUGUUGGUGUGCAGCCUCAGGGCCCCAAUGUUUUGAUCCCCCUAAAACCAGCCUCUGUUACCUCCAUUGGGAUACAGAUGUGGCCCAGAAAUUAAGAUAGCCCAGGCUUCAAAUUGAUUGUCAAGCAAGUUUGUUCCCUUUCUUGCGACGACUUCGUUGUUGCUAAGUUAUCAGCCUGCUUAUCUGACAUCCAGUACAUUGGCUGAGCAGAAAUUUCCUCCAGUUAAAUACUGCUAAGAAUGAAGCCAUUAUUUUCCAUCCCCACUCCAAACUCCAUUCCCUGGCUACCAACUCCAUCCCUCUCCUUGGCAACAGUCUGAAGUUAAGCCAGUAUUCUCAUUACCUUGAUAUCACAUUUAACCCUGAGAUUAGUUCCUGACCUUAUAUUUGUGCCAUCACUAAGAUCACCUGUUUCUCCUUCUGUAACAUUGCUUGACUUCACCCCUGUCUGAUCUCAUGUACUGCUGAAACCUAUUCAUCCCUUUGUUACUUUGAGAUUCAGCUAUUCUAAUACACUCCUGACUGGUGUCCCGCGCACUACCCUCCGUAAACUUGAGGUCGUCAAAAACCCUGCUACUCGUAUUGUAAAUUAUAGCAGGUCCCAUUCCCCUAACACCCCUGUGCUUGCUGACCUACAUUAGCUCCCGGUCAAGCAAUGUCUUGAGUUGAAAAUUCGGUCCUUCUUUUCAAAUCCUUUCUGCCUCACCCCUCCCUAUUUCUGUAAUCACCUCCAGCCCUACAAGUCUUUGAAAUAUCUGCACUCCUCUAAUUCUGGCUUCUUGUACAUCCCCAAAUUUAAUUGCUGCACCUUUGGUGGGUGUUCCUUCAGAUGCCUAGGUCUCAAGCUCUGGAAUAUCGUCCCUACACCUCUUCACCUCAUUACCUCACUGUCAAGACACUCCUUAAAUCCACCUCUUAAGCUUUUGGUCAUUUGGCCUCAUAUCUAUUUCUGUGGCUUUGUGUCAAUCCUUGUUUUACAAUACUCUGGUAUAGUGCUCUGGGACGUUUAAAGGUGCUAUAUAAAUAUAAGUUUCUCUUGUUGCUCCAUUGUUUGAAAAUGCCUCACUCUGGUUAACCCAAGAAACAACAGAAGUUCUGAAAUCUGCUCAGUAUUGAAUAUCUGCCAGGGUUACAGAGCUCACUGGAGUGACAUCUUUAACAUCUGUCUGUCAUUAAAUGUAAAGUGGCCAGCAACACAGGAUUACCGCCAAGCUCUCCAGAGAACAUGCCAGUUUGAAAAAUAUGGGCAUACAUAGAAAGAUGAUUGAAGAUCAAAGGGAAACAUUUUGUAGAAGAUCAGUCCAAAGCUGAUAACUCUGUUUCUGGCCUCUUUAUUGUAUAAAAACUGGACCAAAAGUAAAGGCUAAUCACAUGGUCUGUGUGUAACAUUUAUUUAAUUAUUUGUAUAAGGAUAAUGACAUCAUAUUCUAAUUUGUUUUCCUCCCUAAAAUAUGAAAAUGUUCUAUCACUAAAGAUUUAAGAUAAUAAAUAAUUUUUGCAAGUU
Messenger RNA from Carcharodon carcharias (great white shark), 3302 nucleotides. It is a transcript of the gene slc33a2, whose product is annotated as major facilitator superfamily domain containing 3. The transcript is spliced from 6 exons. Gene Ontology annotation, biological process: transmembrane transport. Bases 137 to 1357 code for a protein of 406 amino acids. The record is from RefSeq and is a predicted model, not a curated record. Gene Ontology annotation, molecular function: transmembrane transporter activity. Gene Ontology annotation, cellular component: membrane. NCBI's taxonomy places the organism in Eukaryota, Metazoa, Chordata, Chondrichthyes, Lamniformes, Lamnidae.